Messenger RNA from Phaeodactylum tricornutum CCAP 1055/1, 1269 nucleotides. RefSeq lists its product with no specific name. NCBI's taxonomy places the organism in Eukaryota, Bacillariophyta, Bacillariophyceae, Surirellales, Neidiaceae. The coding region runs from base 210 to 1136 and encodes 308 amino acids. The record is from RefSeq and is a predicted model, not a curated record. The transcript is spliced from 2 exons.
CUCUUUCACUUACGCAACGGCUGUUCGUAACAAAUUUGGCAUCGACGUAUAAUGUAAACCUCGCGUUCAUCUCACUGUCGGUUGUCCAGUGCUGUCGACCACCAACAUUUUAGCAGAAGGUUGACUGUUAGAGUAGUGGAAGUCCCGAUCCCUGAAUCUACCUACACACUCUCGCCCUUUCAUUCACUGUCAACGAGAAUUGAAGCAAGAUGGUGAUGACCAAGGAACCGGCGCAGUCGCCCACUUCCCCAACGCGAGAAAAGGAGGAUCUACAAAAGCCCACAGCCGUCGAAGCUUCACCCGUGGCAUCGCGCUUAUCGCGUUGUGUCGAAACAAGUUAUCAGACCAGACGCGAUAGCUUGCAUGCUCUGGAUUUGGUGCCUCUUACGAAAGACUAUGAGGUACUACGCAAAAGAUUGCGUUCGCUCGUGGCGACAGCGAAACAUUUUCGACUUGUUACGUUACAAGCCGAUGAGGCGCGACUUACGAUGUUACAAGCCUUGACGGACCUGUCCAUCGACUCGCCAAUCUAUCGUUGCAUCGGCGAUACGACCAACGAGGGCUCGAUGGCUUCCUUGCAGAUCCGUAUGAGUACGGAGACCAAGCAUAGCGGGGAUAGGUUUCAAAAGAACGUAAUUGACUACGCCGCUGAAUGGGAAUCUGUUGUCAACACGCAAAUUGACGCAGGUCUGGUUGAGGUCAAAAAGCUGCGCGAAACCUUAAAUCACUACGAGUCCAAGGUAGAAGGUUUGCGGAAAAAGACGAAUAGCUUGGAAAGCAAAGGGAAGACAACCCCCGAUAGAAAGAUGGAAAGGUUGAAUCGGAACGAAGCCAAACUCGAAGAGGCAGCCAAAGCGUACGAAGACAAAGCCUUAAAGCAAUGCGCUCUAAUGGAAGAAGCGACCGCGCAAGGGUGGCGUGAUUUGCAUCCACUCGUACAGAGACUUGUGAAAUGGGAAACUGAGCGAUGCGACCGAGAAAGCGGUGUCUUGUUAGGCGGAAAGCCUUACUUGGAAUUCUUGGAUGAGACCGUGUCGGCUAGCAGCGAUUCGACACCAAAGGCAACUGAAGAGAAUGCCGAUACUGUCGAUCAGAAGUCUCCGGCCAACAGCGAGACUUCCGAGACAGACAAGUGAUCGUUGAUGGACAUGUAGGUAUGGAUGUCUAUACGCUCUGCCCUGUCCAGAGGAACCUCUCUACCUUGACUUUCCAGCUUCCAUAUGUAAGAGUGCCGUUUUGUUUGUGAAUCUAUAAUGGUGAUUGAACAAG